Molecule: messenger RNA, 1561 nt
Organism: Paramecium octaurelia
Lineage: Eukaryota; Ciliophora; Oligohymenophorea; Peniculida; Parameciidae
Source: the annotation of a GenBank genome assembly
AUGAAAUAGUUUGUCAGCCCAUAGGAUAUGCUUAAUAAAUUUAGAAACCCUCAUGAAAUUUAUACACAACAAACAGAUUUUUAUUACGACCCAUAAAGCGAUGCAAACAUACCAAAAAUUUUAUAAGUAUUACUAAUUUUAAGUAAAAGCAAUCAAUCAAUUUUUUUGAUGAUGAAAUAAGUAAAAAAACAAAAGAUAAAUUAAUAGAGGAGUUAAGAUAGAACAUUAUUCGUUGGUUAAAACUAUAUUAAUCAGUUGAGUAGGAAUUUGCUGGAGAAUUGGCAGUUUUUGGAUCCUAUAGAUUUGGAGCAAAUGGAAAAGACAGUGACAUUGAUUUGAUAAUAUUGGCUCCCCCUUAAAUAGAUAGAGAACUUCAUUUUUUUUAACAACUGCCUUCAAUUUUGAGUUCUAAUUCAAAAGUGACAAAUUUGUAUUGUAUUUAAGAAGCUAUGGUUCCUUUGAUUAGAUUUAAAUUUGCAGGUUUUUAAAUAUUCAUACUAUAAUAUAGGAAUACAAUUCGACCUAGUAUUUGCAUGUGUUAAAAAGAUAAUGAAGCCUUUAAGUCAGAGCGAUCCGGUUGAUGAGAAAUCUAGCAGGUCUCUAAAUGGAUUAAAAGUAAGUGAUUACUUUUCAAAAUACUGUCAUUAAAAAUCUUAUUUAUCCUUUCUGAAGUUUAUUAAAGCUUGGGCAAUCAAUAGAGGUAUCUAUGGGAAUGUGAUGGGUUAUUUGGGAGGAAUUUCAUGGUAAAUACUGACUCAUAAGAUAUUUCAACUCUAUCCCAAUUACAGUGUUUAAGGAUUGAUUGAAAGAUUCUUCUUCAUUUUCUCUUAAUGGAAAUGGAAUGAAUUACCAGUUGUCAUUCAAAAAUGUGAUGAAAUUUGGAGAAAUUCUCUUUUUGAAUAAUAAUAGAAGUAACAUAAUGUAAUGACAAUUCUAACACCAGUGUAUCCAUACAUUAAUUCAGCAUAUAAUGUAUCGAAUUGUACAUUUACAAUUAUUGAAGAACAAUUGAAAUUAGCAAACAUUAUCAUGUAAAAGAUUUGCCUAUCUGAAUUAUAAUGGGUACUAUGAAUUACUUAUAAUAGUCUGACUUACUAAAGAAAAUCUAAUUUUUUGAUAUCUAUUACACGUAUCUGUAAAUAAGAGCAUUGUCUAAGAAUAAGGAUGAUCUAAUUUAAUGGAAAAGUCAUAUUGAAUCUAAAUUAAGAAAGUUAAAUAAGAUGUUAGAUGAAGGUGAUGUAAAUAAAGCAAUAGAAUUUCAUCUUUACCCCAAAAGUUUCCAAACAGAUUAUGUCUAAGGAGAUGAAAAUGAUACUCCUGGGUCUCUCUUUAAUUUCAGUGAGAGUUUUUUUUAUGGAAUCAGAAUAAAGGAUGAAGAAUUAGUUAAAGAAAAACUUGAUAUUGAAAAUAUUAUUAGAUAAUUUUGUGAUUGCCUUGAAGGUUAGAAGCCUUAUUUUAGAGUUCCAGAGAAUCUUAAUUUAGAAAUCAAAGUAAUUUAUCACUUAAUAUUUAGUCAUUGCAUAAGGAUUAGAUUCCAAAAAAAAUAAAAUCUGAAUUGUGA